UAGGUACCUUAGGUACUUCUAAGGUAGGAGGUGGGUAGGUACCUAGGUAGGUACCUGGGUAGGAGAUCAGUAGGUUACUGAAUGAAGGAUAGGUUCGAUUCCUAACAGCGCUACUUGGUAGCCUUCGUUGUUUAGCUCAUCUGUCCAUGCAAAAACUACCUACCUACCUACGCCGUCGUCUGCGUCACGGUGAUUUAUCGACAACCGAGAAACACAUGAUAGUGUCGCCAUCCGCGAUGGUCCGAACGUGCCACGACCCGGUGAUCCCUGCCCGCCCGAGUUCAUAUGCCUCCGCAUAAGCUACCCCAAGUUAACCCUAGUCCUUCCCGACUGCCGCCGCCGUAUUAGCAUGUCUCACGGUCGCCUCUUCUUCGCCGACCUACCGCUCGCCACCCUCUUCCCACGACGACUUUCAGGGCCCGCUGCGCGACAAUUGUUUGGCGGUUGUAGGCUUCGUCUCAAAAGCACUGCCAUGAGCCCCAGGUAUGCUCCGAGUCGCGAGGGGGGGGUCAGGAAGCAAUCUGUGGCCGGGUCCUUCCUCUUUAAGCUUCCCAACGGCGAUGGGAAAGACGCUCAAGUCGCUCUGUUCAGGCGCAGCGCCAGAGUUAGCACCUAUCAGCACAGAUUGGCGCCCAUAUCCGGUAGCAUCGAGGCGGAUGACGUCAGCCCUCUCGCGACGGCGUUGCGGGAGAUUAAUGAGGAGACGAGCCUCACUCUCUCCUCCAUCGAACUACUCUGCGUCGGCAAACCCUACACAUUUACCGACGACGACAUUUAUCGCGAGGGGAAGGGAGAGCAGGGAAUCGUCAUCGACUGGGAGCACGAAGACUUUGAGUGGUUCAACCCCUUGGAUGUGAAUGAGUCUGAAGGGUUCGGCGGCGUUCCUAAGCUUGUAAACAGCCUACGAAGAGUGUGGCCAGAGUACGACCUGGGCCCACAAGCGGGCAAGGUUUUAACCUCCGGAUUGCGACAGCUAAGAGAUGAUCACGAGAAUGGGGCGAGGCAGCUUGCUAACAUGGCAGUAUCGACACUGUUGAACGUGAUCGCCUCGAUGGAUCAGCGUGCGAUCGACGAUUCUUGGUGGGGCGACGUCCGAAUGGCGGCCUGGCAUAUCUGCCAGACACGUGAAAGCAUGGGGUCUGCUAUCACGAGUGCUGUUGUUAGGGCGCUUGACCUGAUCCAGACUAUAUUGCUUUCAGAAAUACCACGGGGAGAGGUAGUCCCACGUGUAGUCGAAGCAUUGAAAGCACAACUAGGUCAACGCCGCUCUACGACCGACCGGAUUCGGGCCGUCUUUGUGGAUUAUCUUCGACACAAUGUCAUUCAGACAGAUAAGCCGCAGAAGCGAAUCUCGGUCCUCACCCUGUCGUCAAGCUCUACAAUAUCGGACUGCCUCUUAGGGGCAUCUGCAGACCUGGGGGUCCCCCUCGACCUCCGUAUCCUGGAGUCUCGGCCUCUCUGCGAAGGCGUAACACUGGCCUCAAGGCUCCUUGCGCCGGACAAUGCGUCGGUUGACUUCACGGUGACACUCUACUCGGACGCCUCUGCCGCCCUUGCUGCUAACGAUGUCGAUGCUGUUGUUCUUGGCGCCGACCGCAUAAGCUCGGCGGGGGACGUGAGCAACAAAAUUGGAUCAUUACCUGCUAUCCUGAGCCAGAGAUAUUCUGCUCCCGAUGCUAAAGUAAUCAUACUUAGCGAAACCGAUAAGAUAGCCCGCCCGGGGUUGGCGGAGGAGCACCCAGUGGAGGAGAAUAGCCCUAUGGAGCUGAUGCGGGCUUGGAAUGGCAAUGUGAAAGGGGCCCAAGUCAUUGAAGAUGCUUUGCGUACGACGGACGAGAGUUCGCCAAACAAAGUCCGUGUGAGGAAUGCUUAUUUCGAAUGGAUCCCUGCUCGGUACGUCCACGCAUACGUCACCGACGAGGGCCUUUGGUCGGUAGAAAAUAUCGCCAAAAGGUCGAAGUGGAUUGGGGAGGAGACGGACAGGUUCUUCAAGGACCUUUGAUUUAUUAUCAUUAGAGGGCGUAGCCCUGAAAAUCCGUAAAUAACGCCUCGCAUAAGCCCCCUCUCACUGCUUAUGAGAAAGAACUAGAUGAUAUUCUAUUUUAACCGUUCUUUUCCUACUACGAGAAACCCACCAACACUCUGAAAUAUUAUUCUCCAGAGUUGAUCGCUCAUGUUACUUACAUCCGCGCCUUUCCUCUAUACCUAUAUACACAGUCUUCCUCCAGAUUAGGACGAGGGAAUGGGCACCCGCAUCUGAGAGUAUUUGCGUAUCAUAGGCAGCGCAUCGAGAAAGGGCCUACGAGUCACCUUGCUGAACACUUAGCAGAUAACCUGUUGAGCAUAACUGUCUG
This is a messenger RNA of Durotheca rogersii, 2354 nucleotides long. RefSeq names its product nagb/rpia/CoA transferase-like protein. Gene Ontology annotation, molecular function: S-methyl-5-thioribose-1-phosphate isomerase activity. NCBI's taxonomy places the organism in Eukaryota, Fungi, Ascomycota, Sordariomycetes, Xylariales, Xylariaceae. The record is from RefSeq and is a predicted model, not a curated record. The coding region runs from base 350 to 2002 and encodes 550 amino acids. The transcript has 4 exons.